AUGCCAUCUGCAGCUUUCUCGAGCAAACCCGACGUUGUCGUCGUCGGAGCUGGUAUCGUCGGCUCCGCUCUCGCCUACUCGCUUGGUAAGUCGGGCCGCAGAGUCGCCCUUCUCGAGCGUGACUUUGACGAGCCUGACCGUAUCGUAGGCGAGCUCCUUCAGCCGGGAGGUGUCCGCGCUCUUGCCAAGAUGGGCAUUGUCGAUACUCUCGAAGAUAUCGAUGCUGUGCCUGUCGAAGGCUACCAUGUCUUCUACGGCCCCAGAUCGGUACCCAUUCCAUACCCGCAGGAAAAGUCGGAUGAGGCCGGCAGAGGUGUCGUCAGCAAGAGUGGCAAGGUAGAAGGUCGCAGUUUCCACCAUGGCAAGUUUGUGCAGUCAUUACGCAAAAAGGCACUCCACCAGCCCAACGUCACACCAUACGAAGCCACAGUUCGAGAUCUGCUCAAAGAUGACGAGGGCAGGGUUGUCGGUAUCAGCGCCACUUGGAAGAAAGCACCAGAAGGCCAAGCGGAAGCCUUCGAACUUCGCGCGCCUCUCACCAUUGUCGUCGACGGCUGCUUUUCCAAAUUCCGCCGCACACAUGGCAGCUCGAUACAGCCUGUGGUUCGAUCCAACUUUGUCGGCCUCGAGCUUCACGACGCUCCCCUUCCCGCACCGCAUCACGGCCACGUGGUCCUCUCUAAAAACGGCCCCGUCCUUCUCUAUCAGAUCGGCACUCACACCACCCGUAUCCUCAUCGAUGUGGCGGGCGAGAAGCUCCCUUCUGUAGCCAAGGGGGACCUGCAGAAGCACGUCAACGAAAACGUCAUCCCGCAACUUCCCGAGCAGCUGCGCCAAUGCGUAGCAACCGAGAUGGCUAAGGGUCAGCGUCUGCGCAGCAUGCCCAACUCGUUCCUCCCGCCCAGCAUGCAGGGUCAGUCGGAGCACGCCAAAGGUGUCAUUGUCGUCGGCGACGCCAUGAACAUGCGCCAUCCAUUGACCGGAGGUGGCAUGACCGUGGGUUUGUGGGAUGCCGUCCACCUCACCGAAGCGCUCGGUGGAUCCGACUGGGCGCCACUUUCGGGGUCCAAGCCAUCACGCACACCACUGGAUCUCAGCAGUUGGUCUCAUGUCAGCCCGGCGCUGCGGUCAUGGCACUGGAACCGCAAGGGCCUGUCCUCCGUCAUCAACAUCCUCGCCCAAGCACUCUACAGCCUGUUUGGUGCCGACGACGAGAACCUAGAAGUGCUGCGCGAGGGCUGUUUCAAAUACUUCGAGAUGGGCGGCGAGUGCGUCAAUGGCCCCGUGUCGCUGUUGUCUGGAUUGGCUCCCCGACCGAUGCUACUCGUGGGCCACUUUUUCGCCGUGGCACUGUACAGCAUCUAUGCGCUGUUCGUCCACCCGCGGUUCUAUCCUGCGGAACAGCGAACACGCAAACCUUCGCCACUGGAAUACCCCGCUUUGGUCUGGCGAUCCAUUAUGGUCUUCUACACGGCCUGUAUCGUUCUUCUCCCCGUCGUCUUCACAGAGAUGAAGUCCAACAUCCCACGUCUCAGCCCCACAUCGUCAGCAUCAUCAACAGCAGGUGCAAGGGGAAAGAAGGGUUCGACCGGCGGAUUGGUCACAGACAACUUUGCCCUGGUGAGCGCGUCCAUCUUGCUCAUCGGUACGGCGAUGCUUUGGGGCCAGGCAAAGGAUCCUGCGGCGGCAAAGACUUUGACCAACUGGUUGGUGAUUCCCAAAGUCGCAGCUCGUUCGUCCUGA
Messenger RNA from Sporisorium graminicola, 1743 nucleotides. RefSeq lists its product as uncharacterized. NCBI's taxonomy places the organism in Eukaryota, Fungi, Basidiomycota, Ustilaginomycetes, Ustilaginales, Ustilaginaceae. The record is from RefSeq and is a predicted model, not a curated record. Gene Ontology annotation, molecular function: squalene monooxygenase activity; flavin adenine dinucleotide binding. The transcript has a single exon. Gene Ontology annotation, cellular component: endoplasmic reticulum; membrane. Bases 1 to 1743 code for a protein of 580 amino acids. Gene Ontology annotation, biological process: ergosterol biosynthetic process.